This is a messenger RNA of Morus notabilis, 384 nucleotides long. Its product is annotated as E3 ubiquitin-protein ligase RNF181. NCBI's taxonomy places the organism in Eukaryota, Viridiplantae, Streptophyta, Magnoliopsida, Rosales, Moraceae. The record is from RefSeq and is a predicted model, not a curated record. The transcript has a single exon. Bases 1 to 384 code for a protein of 127 amino acids.
AUGGCUACUCUAAUCUCAGAGUCCAACUUCAGACCUUCGAUUUCUCCCAUGAUCGACCAACAAUUCGAUCUCGACGAGGUUCUCGCUUUGGCCGAUGAGUAUUCCACCCCAUACGACGAUGAUCAUCAUGAGAUCACAACAGUCUCGGAAGCGCCACAGAACCCUUUGGUCGUCGACUGCAUGCCCAUAUCAACGGUGAACGUUGAUUCUAAUUGUGCGGUUUGCAUGGAGAACUUCUACUCCGGCGAGACCGGUGAACGAAUCACGUGCGGACACGUGUACCACGCGAGUUGCAUCACCGCCUGGCUCUCCAUCUGCAACUCUUGCCCCCUCUGCCGGAGCCGCAUCUCCGGCGCCGUUCAAUUUUUGUGCGCCGGAGAAUAA